Patiria miniata (bat star) is the source of this 1870-nucleotide messenger RNA. RefSeq names its product soluble scavenger receptor cysteine-rich domain-containing protein SSC5D-like. Gene Ontology annotation, cellular component: membrane. NCBI's taxonomy places the organism in Eukaryota, Metazoa, Echinodermata, Asteroidea, Valvatida, Asterinidae. Bases 1 to 1647 code for a protein of 548 amino acids. The transcript is spliced from 8 exons. The record is from RefSeq and is a predicted model, not a curated record.
AUGGACUCCGUACAGGAGAUCACUUAUGACAACAGCAUCGACGGGCCGAUGUCUGUCUACAUCUACAAGUGCAAGGGGACUGAGGACAGGCUGGAUCAGUGUGACUACAACAUCCGGUCGAUUCAAACUUGCAAGCACAAACUCACCGACGUCUACAUCGGCUGCACUCACCAAUUCGACCAAUACGAAGUGCAAAUCAACCCGGGUCUGGGCACCUUCUCCAGCGGACCCGUGGAAAUAUUCUACAACGGGGAGUGGGGCUCUGUUUGCAACGACCAGUGGGGGGUCAGGGAUGCCUUCGUGGCCUGCCGCCAGCUGGGUUUCCACUGGGUGGAGGAGCGGGGCUGGGAGCACGACCUGGGCUCCCUGACCGGCAAGAAGUGGCUGAACGAGGUGGAGUGCUUGGGCAACGAGACCUCUCUUCACGACUGCCCGAGCGAUAGACUGGCCUUCUACGAUCAUGACUGCGACACCACAUCCUCUGUGGAUUGCGGAUCGAUGAGUGGCUACGCUAAUGCCCAAGCUGUCAUUCAAGACGGUUUGGGUGACGAGGAUGUCGCUUCAGAAGGCACGGCCUACCUACAGAUCACCCCCGGCGAACGCGUGGCGAUCUGCGACCACUCCUGGAACAUGGACGCGGCCAACACCUUCUGCCGGCAGCUGGGCAAGCACUCCGCCCUGCGCCUGACAACGGGGUCGUACUACGGCUGGCACCCAGGCUUCAACGGCCCUUUCCCCGUGCGCAAGUGGAACAUGGCCUUUGAGUGCAACGGUCGGGAAUCCUCCCUGACCGAUUGUGUGACCUACGCCAAGCCGGUGAGCGAGUGUCCAGAUGGUCGAGACGCGGGCGUGGUAUGCAAUGAGAGGGAGGGCUUCGAGAUCAAGCUCGUUGGCGGGACCACGGCAUCGGAGGGCCGGGUGGAAGUUUGCUACGGGGGCACGUGCGGGAGUCUGGGCAAGGAUAUCAGCCUGGAAAGCCCCGCCGAUUUCGGGGACGUGGUCUGCCGGGAGCUGAGCCUGGGCUACGCCGUGGAGGUGAGCACCGACGGGCGGUACGGCGCCGGCAAGGACCUGGUCAAGAUGAACAGGAUCUGGUGCGCCGGGUCGGAGGAGUCCUUGGCACAGUGCGGUCCCCACAUCGAGUGGCUGGAUAGCACCGACGCCAACCUGAGGGACGAGCUCACUGGAGUUAAGUGCUCAGGACCCAUUGAUGCGGCCAAGAGUCCGAUCCGUUUCUCUCAGCUGAACGAAAAAAGUGGCAUCGUGGAAAUCUUCCACCAGGGCCGCUUCGGGACGAUCUGCAACAAAGGUUGGACGUUGAACAACGCCCGAGUCGUCUGCAGGGAGCUCGGCUUCGGCCCUCCUCUGGACGCCCAGCUUGGGCUAGAGGGUUACAAGGGGCCCAUCUACUUACAAGACGUCCAGUGUGCGGGAACGGAAGAGACUCUGGAUCAGUGCCAGCACAGUGAGUGGUCGGCCCACACCUGUGAACACUCCAUGGAUGUGUCGGUGCUCUGCCAGAAAGAACAACAAAUUCCAUCAACACCAGCGCCCACAACCCGUAGCGGAGGCAGUCGAUCCGUGGGCUCUGUCACUGUCACACUGCUAACCACCAUUGUCGCUGCUGCCGUCAGAUUUGCUCUCUAGAUCUGCCUGGAACAGAUAGAGUCAUAGUUGUUGGGAUCUAAAAAUCACACAAAGGGUGACAUACAGAUAUUAUUUCCCCAAAGUGAGUGGAAAUGCAACCACGACAAUCAAACAGGAAGGGACAUAAAUCUAUCUAGACCAAAUGGGCGGGGGCAAUAGGCCUGAGACCAAAUGAAGUUACGCUUUGUUUACAUAUAUGUACUUUUCUAUGUGACAGACGGGC